UCCUUCAUGUAUAUCAUCAGCCACUUACUUUAGUCAGGAAAGGUCGAAUUGGAGAAAUUUGGUAGAGUGAUCAGAGGUAAAGGAAGAUCAUAGGAAGAGAUGAGAGUGAGGAUGGUGGACCUUAGGCAAGUGCUGGGCGCUAUUCUCACUCUGUCGAUGUUCGCCAUGCUCGCGAAUAUGAUCAAGCAGGAUCACUUCAAUUACUUCGAAGUGAAGUAUCCCCCAGUAAUAGCCACAAUGGAGUCUAAUACCUUAAGGAUUACAGAGCAGAUUAGACCAGUUAUCAACUUCCCCAGAGCCAAUAAUAAUGGGAUUCUCGUGGAUAACAGAAAAGUGCUCAAAUCUUGCUGGAAAUUCUCAUCAUCAGAGAAGAGGCACCAGCCCAAAGGUUACAUUAUGUUUUCGCUGACAAACGGCCCCACGUAUCAUAUGGCUCAGGUUGCAAAUGCUGUGGUCGUGGCCAAAUAUUUGGGGGCAACUCUUGUUCUCCCUGAUUUUAGGGGGAAGAAGCUUGAAGAAAGGAGGAAUUUUACUGAGAUUUAUGAUGAUCAGAGGUUCGCAGACAGCCUCAAGGGGAUCGUCGAAGUGUCUCGGAAUUGGCCUUCUCAAGCCUAUGUGGGAAAGGCUCCCGUUGUUCGGGUGCCUAGCAUGGUAUCAGAAGACUAUAUUGAAGCACAUGUAAAACCACUGUUUCAUGAGAAGGGAAUCCUAAGGGUAUCAACUUAUUUUCCUUUGAUAAGCACGAGGAAAAAUGAUGCAACGAAAGUUUGGGGCCCCGUCUUGUGCCUUGCAAGGUUUAAGACACUUCAGCUCCAACCUCAUAUUCGAGGAAUUGUUGAUGGUAUGAUUUGGAGGAUGAGAAAAUCUGGAGAAGGCCCAAAUGGAAAUAUUAUCUCGAUUGAUCUGAGGGAUGAUGUUUUCCAGAGCAAAAGCUGUCGACAGCUUGGAGGCGGCAGAAUAAAUAUUUGUGACGUAAAGAAAGUUGGCAAGUUCCUGAGGGAGAAUGGCUUUGGUCCUGAAUCUGCCAUUUACUUGACGCAUUCAAGAUGGCACCAUAAUCUCGAUCCACUGAGAGAGUUGUUUCCAAAAACAUACACAAAGGAGCUGCUCAUUCAUCCAGAUCAAAGGCAAAAGCUUCUUGGCAGGAGGGAUUCCGAACUCAGGAAGGUCAUCGACUUCGUCAUGUGCACGGAUAGCGAUGUGUUUGUACCAAUCAUCAAGGACCAGUUUUCCACCAGUGUCGUCGGUUGCAGGAUAGCUUCUAGGCGGAUGCAGAUACUUGCUCCCGCUAAAAUCUUGGGUUUCUCUGCUUCAGCAUCCGAUUCUAUCUCUCCUAACGUCCCGCAGAUGACCCACUUGGCUCAUUCGUGUUUAUGCUGAUCCAACCUCCUACACGGCUAGCAAACUAAUGCCUAAUUCCCCUGCAUUGCACCAUUAGGUCUCAACCGCCUUUUCUUUUGUGAACAAGUCCAUAUGAAACAACUUGUGAUUACAGAGUAUUGUAGAAGGUUAAGUAUGUUGAUAGAUAGAGCUUUAGCACGGGCUAUAUCGAUGUGUUUAUGAAACAUUGGGGCCCUGCAAAUAUUUCAACUGCGAAGUGUCUCUUUCCAAAAUAUAAAUGCGUGAAGGCAAUGAAUUGAAGUUUUGUGAA
Punica granatum (pomegranate) is the source of this 1651-nucleotide messenger RNA. Lineage: Eukaryota; Viridiplantae; Streptophyta; Magnoliopsida; Myrtales; Lythraceae. The record is from RefSeq and is a predicted model, not a curated record.